CUCUACAAUAAGACACCCAUCUAUCGACUGAAUCAAGUGUCUCCUUCAAGCUAAGAAAUAUCGGGAGUGUCGGGCACCAGUGCUACGUCGAACUUGAGACAGCCUUCGCCACAUUAAUAAUAUGGAAAGUGGCUUUAGUAGUGACAAGGAACGUGGCAGACUUACAUUGAAUAUUCACUUUGUUCAGACCAGUCGUUUUCGUCUUCAUGCUGUAUUCGUAUUCAGCUUCUCACACUAUGCUAGUUGUUUUCUGAUUUUUAUUGUGUCGAAUUCUAUCAGGUAUUCUUCCCUUCAUAACUUUCUUAGUAGUACACAACAGCAUCUUCAGUUGUCAAUUUCUGUACUUCUGUCCUCAAUCAGUUUUAACUGGUUUUACUUAUUAGUGCUUUUCUCUAUCUACUCGGUGAAAGUCGCCUACUCUAACUGUGGCAUUCCUAUCAAGUAGUCAGAUGGAUGGUGCAGAAGAGAAAGUUAGCGAUAAUUCAUUGUAAAAACAUGGACAAGCACCUUUGUUCUUUGACAUUUCAGAGUAGUAAAGUUUCUGAAAAAUUAAAUUUUAAUACUGUUUCUCUUUUAAUUUUAAUCAGCUUGCAUUUGAACAGCUUUUUCCUCUUGUUACAUUCCGAGUCAGCUGGAGUCAGUUUUCUUCCAUCUAUUGUUUUGAAUUGAUGCAACUGGAAUCUACUGACGUUUACUUACCUUUGGUUCCCGGUCACUAACAGCCUUUACUACUGUUUCUGUAGCGGAAUGGAUAUGGUG
This is a messenger RNA of Trichobilharzia regenti, 759 nucleotides long. NCBI's taxonomy places the organism in Eukaryota, Metazoa, Platyhelminthes, Trematoda, Strigeidida, Schistosomatidae. The record is from the annotation of a GenBank genome assembly.